Molecule: messenger RNA, 1170 nt
Organism: Nicotiana tabacum (common tobacco)
Lineage: Eukaryota; Viridiplantae; Streptophyta; Magnoliopsida; Solanales; Solanaceae
Source: RefSeq, a predicted model, not a curated record
AUGACUUGUGUAUCUACAGUUAAUUACUCCAUACUCUUGAAUGGUGGUCUAACCCCUAUAUUUCAAGCUAAGAGGGGAUUGAGACAAGGAGACCCUAUGUCCCCAUACCUGUUUGUCUUGGCUAUGGAGUAUCUAAAUAGAUCCCUGAAGCAACUCAGACACAAACCUGAUUUCAACUACCAUCCCAGGGCUGACCAGUUGUCCAUAUCCCUGAUUAUGCAAGCAUUCAAUCACUUCUCUAGUGUAUGUGGACUGAAAUCCAACUUGGAGAAGAGUUCCUUCUAUGUUGCAGGAGUGACACAAGAGUUUAGUUCGCAUAUUAUGCAAGAGAUGCACUUCUCUGGGGGAGAGAUACCAUUUAAAUACCUGGGGAUUCCAUUGUCUUCUAGAAAACUAAACUUCUUAUGGACUGGUAGAAAUGAAUAUUCAAGAAGGGCCCUAGUUGCUUGGAGCAUUGUAUGCAUGCCUAAGGUUGCAGGAGGAUUGAACAUUUUGGAUAUUUUUAUCUGGAACAAAGCUGCAAUUUGCAAGCUAUUAUGGGUUGUGGGUAAAAAGAAGGAAAAGUUAUGGGUACAGUGGAUCCAUUGCAUAUAUAUAAAAGGAAGAGACCUGGCCAGCAUGCCUACCCCAAAUCAAGGUAGUUGGAUAGUUAGGAAGAUAUUUGAGGCAAGGAAAUGGAUGAUUGGAGACCCAUUAGAUGAUCUCAAUGCAUGUGAGGAAAGAGGGAAGUUCAGUAUCAAAAAGGCAUAUCAAACCUUUAUGCCUCAGCUCCAGAAAGUUUCAUGGAAAAGCCGGGGAAUUCAAGUGGAGCAGGAAUGUGUCUUAUGCAAUACCACUGUAGUGGAGACAUUGGAGCAUCUUUUCUUUGAUUGUGGCUAUUCAAAGGUCAUAUGGAGCACAUUGUUACAUUGGCUAGGGGAAAGGAGACUAAUCAGAAGCUGGGAAGAGGAAAUCGAAUGGACAGCUAGAAGAACCAAUAAUUCUAGAGCAAGAGCGGGCAUCAUUGGAUUUUUGUUUGCAGCAAGUGUCUAUCAAAUAUGGCCAGAGAGGAAUGGAAGAAGAUUCAACAAUCAACGAAUAGCGAGCAGACAGCUGAUAAAGGAAGUUAUACUACAGCUGCACGCUUAUGGCCAGAGACAGAGCAAGUGGCGACAACAAUUGGAUUGUUAA